This is a messenger RNA of Anarrhichthys ocellatus (wolf-eel), 2279 nucleotides long. RefSeq names its product glycerol-3-phosphate dehydrogenase 1 like (gene gpd1l). The record is from RefSeq and is a predicted model, not a curated record. The transcript has 8 exons. The coding region runs from base 130 to 1182 and encodes 350 amino acids. Gene Ontology annotation, molecular function: oxidoreductase activity, acting on the CH-OH group of donors, NAD or NADP as acceptor; NAD binding; protein homodimerization activity. NCBI's taxonomy places the organism in Eukaryota, Metazoa, Chordata, Actinopteri, Perciformes, Anarhichadidae. Gene Ontology annotation, biological process: carbohydrate metabolic process; glycerol-3-phosphate catabolic process. Gene Ontology annotation, cellular component: cytosol.
CGCACUGCUCGAGCUCGUCUCGUUCGCUCGUGAAGCGGCUAGCUGCAUCUUCUGUAGCCCCACAUCCAUGCUCUAGCCGGCGGGGAGGAGUCACGAGAGAGCUCGGCUGAACACAGGAAAACAUCACUGAUGGCCUCCCCGCUCAAAGUGUGCAUCGUCGGCUCCGGAAACUGGGGCUCGGCCAUCGCCCGGAUAAUCGGAAACAAUGCCACGUCGCUGCGUUUCGCCACCACGGUGAAGAUGUGGGUGUUCGAGGAGAACGUCGACGGCAGGAAGCUCUCCGACAUCAUCAACACGGAGCACGAGAACGUCAAGUACCUGCCCGGAUACAAACUGCCGGAGAAUGUGGUGGCUGUCCCGAAGCUGCGGGACGCCGCGGAGGGAGCCGACCUGCUGGUGUUCGUGGUCCCCCACCAGUUCAUCCGCAACCUCUGCGACGAGAUGGUGGGCUGCGUCUCUGCCAAAGCUCGGGGGAUCACACUCAUAAAGGGUAUAGAUGCGGGUCCUGGGGGCCUGAAGCUCAUCUCCGACAUCAUCCGAGAGAAGAUGGGGAUUGACGUCAGCGUCCUCAUGGGAGCAAACAUCGCCAACGAAGUGGCCGACGACAAGUUCUGUGAAACCACUAUCGGCAGUAGGAUUCUGGAGAACGGCCUGCUGUUCAAAGAGCUGCUGCAGACUCCAAACUUCAGAAUCACAGUGGUGGAUGAUGCUGAUACAGUGGAGCUGUGUGGAGCGCUGAAGAACAUCGUCGCGGUGGGCGCGGGCUUCUGCGACGGGCUGCAGUGCGGCGACAACACCAAGGCGGCCGUGAUCCGCCUGGGGCUGAUGGAGAUGAUAGCCUUCGCCAAACUCUUCUCCAAGAACAGCACCGUCUCCACGGCCACCUUCCUGGAGAGCUGCGGCGUGGCCGACCUCAUCACCACGUGCUACGGCGGCCGCAACCGGCGAGUGGCGGAGGCCUUCUCUAAAAUGGGGAAGAGCAUCGAGGAGCUGGAGAAGGAGAUGUUGAACGGUCAGAAGCUGCAGGGUCCUGCCACCUCAGCCGAGGUUUACCACAUCCUCAAACAGAAGGGCCUGGUGGACAAGUUCCCUCUGUUCACGGCGGUCUAUCAGAUUUGUUUCGAUGGGAAGCCGGUCCAAGAGAUGAUCUCCUGCCUGCAGAGCCACCCGGAGCACAUGUGAUCAACACAGUCACACCAAGGUUCAGCUUUAGGUACUAAUGCUGUCAUAAAAAAGACAAUGACCUUUAUCAAUUCUAGUUAAACCGAUAUGGACGAAUGAAAGAUCAUUUUGGACCAAAUACCUCUAUUCACCAUUUUUACAAAAUAUUUACACAAUGAGGUUUUUGAUAAAUUAUCAUCAGUGAUGUGGAUAUAGUGACUACUAUAUGGCAAGUAAUGUUGACAGUAAUGGCAAGUAAUAGAACAUUUAAAACCAGAAAAACACAACACUUAUGCCAUAUAACGAUAUCCAAAUCUAAGACGAUGUCUCAUAUCCUGAGAUAUAUCCACAUUUCAUUUCUUUAAUAUCAGAGUUAUCGUCAGUACCGGUAUAUCCCAACACCCCGAACCUUUGCAAACAUUUCCAGGUUUGCAGAUAUUUGAAAUGGAAACUGUUUUCUUACUGUGACAGUACAGUGGUUUUCUCUAGUGACUUUCUUAAAUAUCAACAUGUAGGUGCUGUCCAUUACUUGAGACGACUCAGAAAUAUCAGCCACUCCGAGCCAGUCUGCUCAUACUGGUGCACGUUAGUUAUGUCCUGCACAAGCACAACAGCAAUGGACAUUUACUUUGUGUGUCUCAGUAUUUUUAUAACCUCACAGGGUUUGUAUUCGUACGUUUUCACUGCCACUCAGGGGAACAUACAUUAGUGUUAAACAUUGUCAAAAGGAAUAAAAAUAAUAAUAAAAAACGACCCUCACAGUAUCCUUCCUGGGACAUCUAGCACUAUACAUUUUAAUAUUCUGCCUCUUAAAUGUCUGUUAAUCAUGCCUUUGGAUAAACCAGCAUUAGCUCAGUGUUCCAUAUAUCAGGUGUGUUUCUGUGAGCGUUUCUCUCUGAACUGCCAAACUGUUGCCAAGUAAGAAGUAGUAAGUCGAAGUCUUGUAUAGAGUUCUCUUCUAUGUAACUGUUUGGUUCAGUGUCCUCUCAGUCCAGUUGGGUCUGUCACAGAUGCUUCCCGUUGGAACGUUUAGGGAAGCGGCUGUGCACCAGCUUGAACCCUGAAUUAUUUUGUUUGUCCUGUAAAAGUGAAAUGUGUCCAUUAAAGCAUUAAUCUCA